CUGCCCAAGCGGAAGAUGAAAACCCUAAGCUGGACAAAGAUUCCAGUCUCUAUGAUAGGUGAAUCAGUAUGGACUGAAAUGCAGAGCGAAGCAAAGAGUCUUAGAGUUGAUUUCAAGCAAAUGGAAGAACUGUUCUGUCAGAAAACUGCUACUGUGCAACAUCGAAAGUCUUCUCCAGUAACACUUCCAGCACCAAUAACUCCCAAGAUCACUUUACUGGAAACCAAGAGAGAUCUGGCAGUAAACAUUUAUCUAAAACAGUUCAAAUUGGGAGGGAAAGCAGUCAUAGAAGUUAUAAAGAACCUUAAAGGAGGUGAUAUAGGUCCUGAGAAACUGAAAGCUCUCUUGCCACUACUUCCCACAGAAAAAGAGAAAGAAGAGUUUCCUUCAAGAAUAUCUGAACUGAAAGAACAACUAAAGGCUGUUGCAGAUGCAUGCAAUAUGCUGAAGGCUAAUAAACGUUUGAAAGAAUUUCUAGCACUAGUACUUCAACUUGGAAACUACAUAAAUGCUGGAAGCUAUGCGGGCAAUGCAGCAGGCUUUACACUCAGUACACUACCAAAGCUCCUAGAAAUAAAAGCAAACAAAUCAAGGCUGACUUUCUUGCACUAUAUGGUAGAAGUUGCAGAAGCUAACAAUAAGGAAAUAUUACAAUUCACAGAAGCGAGUAACAUGAAAGAAAUGGCAAGGAUAUCAGUGGAGUUGCUCCAGGAAGAAGUGACGAAAGCUAUCAGCGAUGUCAAACAUGUUGCAUCACAGCUGAAGAACGAUACAAGUGGAAUCAUGUCACAGUUCAAAGAUUUCUUUAAGGCUGCUUUGAAAUGCAGUAAUGAACUUCAGCAGGCUAUGAAUAAGGUGAAGGCUUGUACUCAUGCUUUAGCCAAACAUUUCUGUGAAGAUCCCAAGAAAUUCAAGCCAGAAGAAUGUUUUCAUUUGUUUGCUGAGUUUUUUACCAUAAUUCAGAGAGUUCGACUGAAUACAGGAAAACAAGGGAAAAGAAGAUUAAGAGAAAGACUUCCAAGUGUUGUGACAUCCAACCAGUGGCAGGAAUAUCAUCAUAAGAAGGAACAACUGAAGCUACAAAUAGAAAGACUAAAAGCUGAGAGAGCAGAAGCACGAAAACUGAAGAAAGAACAGUCUGAGAUUGCUAAGAAACUCAAGAAGCAAACUAAAGCAGAGAAUUGUAGAAAGCCAAAAGUGCACAAGAAAAGAACAAUUUCAGUAUCCUCAGAUUCUGAAGAUGAAGAAUGGAGUGAGUCAGGCAGCAGUGUGGAUGACAUUAGUAUGCUCCCUGAUAGUGAUUUGCAGACAUCUGAUGGCAAGGAAGAUGACAAUUCUGAUCAAAUAAAUAUAACAGAAAAAGAAACAGCAAACAAAGAAGAAAAUAUGAAUAAAUUUUAUAAAAAUGGUGAAUUUCUUCUUGUUUCUUUUCCUGAAAAGAAGAGCUAUUUCAUAUAUGUUUGUAUUGUUCAGUGUGCGUUUGAGGAUGGUGAAAUAGACGUAAUGGCUCUAAAAUCUUGCAACUGUCAGAAGAAAGUUUUUUAUGUUGAUGAAAAUGAUGUUAGUGUUAUUAGCGCAUCACAGGUUAUUGACAAGCUUCCUUUACUACUCUCAAAUAUCACUAAUGAAUAUUUGAAAUAUGAAUUCCAAAACAGUAUUGACUGUGAUGUGUAG
Messenger RNA from Schistocerca piceifrons (Central American locust), 1674 nucleotides. RefSeq names its product inverted formin-2-like. Lineage: Eukaryota; Metazoa; Arthropoda; Insecta; Orthoptera; Acrididae. The transcript is spliced from 7 exons. The record is from RefSeq and is a predicted model, not a curated record. The coding region runs from base 16 to 1674 and encodes 552 amino acids.